UAGUCACAAACAGGAUUGCGAUGCUUUGUGAUCCUUUAGCUUGGAUUUUCCCUGCUAUCAGACAAACUACUGUCGAUUCCAAGAUGAAGAGGACGUUUUAUCUGUCUCAUUGCAUCAGCAGGUGACUGAUUGAUGUCUCCACAAAGGCAAGAAGACAUUCAAACUUAAUUACAACUGGAGUAACGUCACACCAAACUGAUACCAAAAUAAAGAAGCUGAAACUGAAAACAUUUCUAAAACCAACGCAUUUGCUGUCUUACAAAGUCUUCAGUAUGCCUCUGCACAUCCAUGCCUUGGCAUGUGCUUUUGGUCUGGGCUCCUGGGUAUCCAUAAAUGGCUUGUGGGUGGAGCUUCCACUGAUAGUCAAUAUUCUGCCAGAGAGCUGGGACUUACCCUCUUACCUCACAGUCAUCAUUCAGCUUGCCAACCUCGGCCCUCUGCUGGUCACCCUUGCACACAAAUUCUGUCCAGGACGACUACGUGAAAAUCUGGUUAUCUACACAGUCCUGUCAAUUGGUGUUGUAGCCUGUGUUCUACUGGCUUUGUUUUGGAAGAACACCACAGUGCUCCUAGGUCAACCACGUAGCACAGCAUUCUUUAUCCUGACCUUCUUUCUCGCAUUAGUUGAUUGCACCUCCUCUGUGACCUUCCUGCCAUUUAUGAUGCAACUUCCAGCCAAAUACAUCACUACAUACUUCAUUGGAGAGGGGCUUAGUGGUCUGGUUCCAGGCCUAGUGGCACUGGUGCAAGGUGUUGGGAUAUCAAAAUGUGUCAAUGUGUCACAUACAUCUGAUAACCUUACCGGAGACACAACCUAUGAAGUGGAAACGCAGUACCUCUCCCCCAACUUCUCCACAGAGAUCUUUUUCUCUUUCCUAGCUGUAAUGACAGUAAUAAGUCUGGGUGCCUUCAUCAUACUAAAUCGUCUACCUCGCACCUUUGAACUCUCUACUGAAAAUUUUGUUGCAAACACAGAUGCUGUGGCAACAGUCUGCAGGGGCUUGGAAGAUGUCAAUCCAAGUAAGAGAAGUCCAGAGGAAGAUAAAAAGAAGCAGAUCAAGGUGCUAUUCCCUGUACCGCUGCACACUGGCUACCAGCUUGCAUUUAUCUAUUUCAUGGUGGUGUGGAUGAAUGGUGCGACAAAUGGACUACUGCCAUCUGUGCAGACGUUCUCCUGUAUGCCCUAUGGAAAUAUGGCCUAUCACUUGUCAGCUGCUCUGUCAUCAGUGGCCAAUCCAGUAGCAUGCAUCAUUGCCAUGUUUUUCCCUAAACGCUCAUUAGUAUUACUGGGUUUCCUGUGUCUGCUGGGCUCUGGUUUUGGAGGCUUCAAUAUGGCCAUGGCUGCCAUGAGUCCUUGCCCAUUACUCCAAGAUACACCUCUAGGGGACGCUAUAAUAGUUUUGUCAUGGGUGUUCUUCACUGGUCUGCUGUCUUACGUAAAGGUGAUGGUGGGUGUGAUUCUAAGGGACCGGAGUCACAGUGCACUCGUGUGGUGUGGAGCAGCAGUGCAAGCAGGCUCCUUAUUGGGCUCUGUCAUUAUGUUUCCCCUGAUCAACAUCUAUCAUCUCUUCCAGUCGGGAGAUAUCUGCAAAACCAAAUGUCCAUUAUCAUGAGAGUUUCUACAGCAUUCAUGUGUGGUGUGAACGACUCAUAGGGGAAUGAAUUCUUACACAGUUGCUGAACGUACAGAGCUAAUGAACCUCUCUGUGGACAAAAUGAAAUCCUUUUUCAUGAGUGCAUCAAUGUGUGCCAGGCCAUUCUGCUAAUAUUGACAAAAUAUGUUGAACUGAUGUUUAACACAUCCCCGAACAUUGUUUCAAUGUGAUUCCCUGUCAUUUUUGUUUCCAAUUAAUUCAUCAUUUUUAUAUUAUUGUGGAUUAUUAUUAUUGUGUUGUGUCUUCUUAAUAGCUGGAAAUGUUUUAUUGUCACAUAUAUUUUUGGACCAUAUUUCAUUCCUAUAUUAUGGCAAAAUCUAAUAAUUACAUAAUUCACUAAUUUUAUGUUAUAAAUCCUGACUCAGGCUGGUUUUAAAGGAAUGUUGUUGGUUCAAAACAAGCUAAGUUCUAUGCAUCUGUGGCAUCAUUCCUCAGUUUGUACAGCAGUGUAUAUACAGUAAUGCACUUGGCUAAUGUACUGGAGGGUUAAUAAGCAGAAAUGCGCAGGUCAUAUUUGUGUUAAUUGUUCUGUGUUAUUUGAGCUGUAAAGUUAAUUGUAGCAGGGACUACUUUUCUAGGCAAAUGAAUAUGUUUUACUGACAUAAUUCCUUCAGGUUAUGUCAAAGUCCUUUUCAAGGCAAGUCAUUUCACUCGUCCACUAUCUUGGGAAUGCUUCCAAAUGGGUAUUUUCUAUGGAUACAAGUGGCAUGAAAGUACAGCUCCUAUCUAGUUGAUGGGGAAAGACCAAAAUCUCUGAAAUGGUUGGUCAAGAUCAAAUCACAUAUUUAAAAUCAGCUGUGAAAUCUGACAACAAAAGUAUCAUAAAUUGUGCUCCUUUAGCUCACACUAAAACUUAUUUUUUUAUGCUGGUCCAGCUAAUGCAAAAAUGUGUGUUCUUGAGGUAACUGACAGGACUUCGUUUUGUACAUCUGCCAUAUUGGGUUUUCAAUUUAUCCUAUUCAUUUUAUACAAGUGUUCUGUCUCUGGGCUACACAGUCUCUGGCAGUAUCCAAUCAAUGCACGUGAAUGUUACAGGGCUUUUAUGUUGGUCAUGAAAUUAGUUAAAAUAUUGGAUUUAACUGCAUACACAAGGUUAGACAGUGAUUGUAUCACACUUUGUAUAAUGUUCAAGUCUUGAGAAACUAUAUUUUUGGAACAGUGUACGUUUGUCCCAGUGCAAAGCAUUUCCCCAUUGACUGCCAAAGUAAUUAGAUUAGCUUUGCUUGUUUUGCUGGGGGACGAUACAUUAUUAUCUGUGGUAAUCAAAAUGAUGUCACAGAUGCUGUCGACUCGACCUUUGAGUUAAACCUGUCACCACUAGAUGCCGCUCAUUUGCUGUAUAGCUAAUAGCACUGCUACUCAAUAGUAUCCAGCUGCAGACCCGCAGCACCACCAGUUUCAGAACCCCAGUUUCAGAACACCAGCGCCAGAACCUGAAGUGAGGGGCGGAGCUUACAUUCUAAACCGAGUAGCGCCACCUAACGUUUUGGAGAGGCUACACCACCAGUUUCAGAACCCCAGCGCCAGAACCUGAAGUGAGGGGCGGAGCUUACGUUCGAAACCGAGUAGCGCCACCUAACGUUUUGGAGAGUACUUUGCUUUUAUUACAAACGAAACAUCAUACUUUAUAUGUAUGUUAUAAUGAUUCUUUAAGGUACAGUACAAUAAGCAUUUUAAAACAUUGAUCUUGUGUAAUAUAAUUGUAUAUAGUUAUCCGUUUCAUUGUAUUAUGAGAGUUACUUCCUGAUCAUGAUGGUGAAAAAAAAAUGCUUGAAACUU
Xyrauchen texanus (razorback sucker) is the source of this 3434-nucleotide messenger RNA. It is a transcript of the gene slc52a3-1, whose product is annotated as solute carrier family 52 member 3. Bases 273 to 1613 code for a protein of 446 amino acids. Lineage: Eukaryota; Metazoa; Chordata; Actinopteri; Cypriniformes; Catostomidae. The record is from RefSeq and is a predicted model, not a curated record. Gene Ontology annotation, biological process: riboflavin transport. Gene Ontology annotation, cellular component: plasma membrane. The transcript has 5 exons. Gene Ontology annotation, molecular function: riboflavin transmembrane transporter activity.